AUGCAGGAAGUUGUUGAUACUGCGGAAGAAAUUGACAGGGAAAACCGCAAGCGUCAGAUUCUGCUCUUCCUAUCCGCAUUCCUUUUUCUCAUUCCCAUCGGCGGCGAGGUCAUCGGUGCCAUUAGCGGGUUGGCCAGUAUCGGGCGCUUCAUUGCCUUGGCUGGUGAAGCCACUAUGGUGGGUUUGGGUAUUUAUUCUGUCGUUGAUGAUCCCUCUUCCGCACCUUUCCUUAUCUUUGGUUAUAUCCUGAGCGCAGGUGCACUUACGGAUGCCGUCAAAGUCAGCAAGGCUGCUAGGGCGAGACGCGCAAUGGGCGAAUCUGAUUUGGCGAAGCUUGGCGACGAGUUUGGGAAGGGGAUGACCAAGAUCGACAAUGUUAUGAGGGCCUGCAGGCCGUGA
This is a messenger RNA of Penicillium canariense, 399 nucleotides long. RefSeq lists its product as uncharacterized. The record is from RefSeq and is a predicted model, not a curated record. The transcript has a single exon. The coding region runs from base 1 to 399 and encodes 132 amino acids. Lineage: Eukaryota; Fungi; Ascomycota; Eurotiomycetes; Eurotiales; Aspergillaceae.